AUGCACUUUAAUUUAAAACCACAGUGGAGUAAGCUGAUAGCUGUUUGCUUGAUUUUUUAAGCUAUCAACUGCCUCGAAUUCCGUUCUUUUAGUACGCAAACGAACUAUGCCAAUUGCAAAACUUUCUCUACUAGUGCAAUUUCAAUUAUCUAUUGCGAUCAGAAGUAUUAUUGGCUGUCAAAUUUAGAUCCACUAAAUACAAUCUAUGACUCUGGAGAUCUUGAUUAAAUUAAUUCUACUAGUGCUUCAACAUCAGCUAAUCAAAUUUAGUACUCAUAUUCGCGUUUCUUAACAAAGACUCUGCAAGUUGAUUCUAUAGGAAAUCCAACCUUUGCUUAGGAUCCUCUAUUUUAGGCUAAUGAUAUAGUGAAUAGAACGAUUGCAUCUGCCUCCGUCAUCAUAGAAGAUUUCCUAUUUAUCAACAAUCAAUAUGGAGUUAUUAAACUCAACAAUAAUUCAUUCAUUCCUUUUAUGGUUGUCACAUCUACAACAAAUAAAUACUUUGCAAGAAAAGAUGUAGCUACCCUCAGAACUUGGACUUUUGAUUAGAAUAAUCAGUAUUUAACAUUCGGAAACGGCACUGAGAUUAUUAGGUCAACGCUGAAUGUUACCAAAAAUGCAUAAGGAACAAUUACAAAUAUCACAUUUAUCGACCAAGUGCUUUACAGAAGAUUAAAUCACACAAGUUUCUCCUUCUAGGGAACAUAUCUUGUUGUGAGUUGCUCAACAUGCGACAAUAAUGUUGAAAAUCAAACUUACAUUGUCAAUACCACAAAUCCUACAACUAAUGUAACUACAUCACGCCAGCAAUGGCAAACUAAUUCUAGGUUCACUUAAUAAUGCCUACUAAAUUAGUAUUAUGAUAACUAUAAAUGUAAUCAGUGUGGAAGUAAUCAAGGUGUCUAUGACUUUUAGAUGAGAUAAUGCGAAUCCUGUUAUGACAUGGUCAAAUAAAAUGAUACUUUUGCAAGUGCAAUGGCCUUUUAAUUCUGUACUAAUCCAUUUGAUCAGGGUGACAAUAAUAAGCCAAAUGAUACAGAUCCAGUUCCAGUAGAUCCCGAACCUGUUAAAAACGAUACUAACCCUGAUCCUCCUCCUGUUGUCAAAGAUAAAGAAUCUAGCUCUGACACUAAUAUAGGUUUAAUAGUGGGAAUUGUUGUUGGAGUUAUAGUCAUAAUCAUAAUAAUUGUAGUCGUUGUAUUAUGUUGUCGCAAAUAUAAAAAGUAGAAAGAAGAGGAUGAAGAAAAAGGAGUUGCUUCAAAAGCAAGUAGCAAGGCAAAGCCCAAAUAGCAAGCAUAAAAACCCUCAAAUUCUAGAAAAGAUGCAUAUAUUGAUAAAAACCCAACCACCGAUUAAGACUUGAAUAAAAAUCUUAAGGGUGCAGUUGAAGAUGAUUCAGACUCAUCUCGACCAAAUUUAAAUAAGGUAACCCAUCCAGAGUUCUAGGCUAGUAGUCCAGACAAUAUUGAAAUCAAGUUAGAUGAUGAUAGAGUGAAAACUGGAAUCAAAGGAUCUGACGAGGAAAAUAGGCCACUCUCAUCUAAAAAUCAAAAGCCAUUAGCUGAUGGUCCUCCAGCAUCCUAAAGACCUUUCGCCUAAUUAGGUAUAAACUCAAAGGCUCAGCCUCAGAAUGGUAAAGAAUCUGCUAGAAAUCGAUUAUAAAUCAGAGGGGAUGCAUAGUAUUCAGGAGUAGAGCCUCAAGCUAAUGACACAUCAUUUUCUAGUGAUUAUGAUGACAGGACUUAGCAAUCUCCAGAAUCAUUUGCUGGAAUGGGUGCUUAGAAAAAUGGAGCUAGAUUUUCCUAUUCAAGCAAUUCAAAUAUUUCAAGAUUAGAAGGAGGGUAGAGAAAAAUUUCAAAUAAUGUUUAGGUAAAGAAACAGAAAGAAGAUUCAGUCUAGGAUGAAUAGAGCGAUGAAGAUAUUAGAGUCGCAAAGCCUUCAGAGAGAAAUCUAGUGAAUGACAAAUUUGGAAAUAUAACCAAAUCCUCUGGGUAGACUGGAGCAUAAUUGAAUGGAAUCGGUAUUAGAAAUGGAUCUUAAGUUACUGGAGCUAAUAUCGUUUAAAACCAACCUGCUGGAAAUAGGAGUAAUAUUCCCAACAAUAACAAUAUUGGUCGCUAAGAUAUCAAAUCUAAUGGGGAUAAAAAGAACUAGGUCCAAAGGCAAGACUCAUCAGUUAGAGGAUCUGAAAACAGCAUCUCAGAUGAUGAUGAAUGA
Stylonychia lemnae is the source of this 2217-nucleotide messenger RNA. NCBI's taxonomy places the organism in Eukaryota, Ciliophora, Spirotrichea, Sporadotrichida, Oxytrichidae. The record is from the annotation of a GenBank genome assembly.